GGGGUAGUUCUCCGGCUCGCCAGGCUGCCCCUUGCUCCUGCCUGGGCCUGGGUUUCCCCGACCGCUCCGCCCGGGGCCGUGGGGCGGGGACCGGGAGGUGCCGGGACCACGAUGCCCCGCCCGGCCCCCGCUCGGUCGGCCUCCCGAGCUGUCCGUUUCUUUGCGUAACUCCCCCCACAGUCUGCGUUUCCUGCUGCCCAGGGUCGGGGGGGCAGGGUGCACAGAGCGACAGCGGGUAACGGGGCAGGCAGACCCUUCAGGGGCUCUCUUGCGACCCGCCACACGCUCAGCCGGGCCUGAUCGGAGCCGCUCCCAUCAUGGGCUGCGGAGCCGGCGGGAGCUGCACGCCGCGCCCGCCCAUCCGCCAGCAGCCGGCACCAGAAACCCGCGUGGUCGCUGUGGUCUUCCUCGGCCUCCUGCUGGACCUCCUGGCCUUCACCCUGCUGCUGCCCCUACUGCCUGGGCUGCUGGAGAGCCAUGGCCGUGCCCACGACCCCCUCUACGGCUCCUGGCAACGCGGGGUGGACUGGUUUGCAGCAGCCAUAGGGAUGCCAGCAGAGAAGAGGUACAACAGCGUCCUGUUCGGAGGUCUGAUCGGUUCCGUGUUCUCGCUCCUGCAGUUCCUCUCGGCACCGCUCACCGGGGCCGUGUCUGACUGCCUGGGGAGGCGCCCGGGGAUGCUGCUGUCCCUGGCAGGUGUGGCCACCUCCUACGCCGUGUGGGCUGCCUCGAAGAGCUUUGCGGCCUUCCUGGCCUCCAGGGUGAUAGGCGGCAUCAGCAAGGGGAAUGUUAGCCUCUGCACCGCCAUCGUUGCUGACCUGGGCUCACCGUCUGCCCGCAGCAAGGGCAUGGCAGUCAUCGGGGUGGCUUUUUCUUUGGGCUUCACCCUGGGCCCCACACUGGGCGCCUUCUUACCCUCGGAGACGGUGCCCUGGCUGGCCCUGCUCUUCGCUGUCUCGGACCUGCUGUUCAUCUGGUGCUUCUUGCCAGAGACGCUGCCCCCGGAAAAGCGGGCGCCCUCCGUCACCCCGGGGUUCCGGGCGGCCGCGGACCUGCUCAGCCCUCUGGCCCUGCUCCGAUUCUCCGCCGUGGCCCGCGGCCCGGACCCGCCCACUGGAGUCAGGCUUGGCAGCCUGCGAGGCCUGGGCCUAGUCUACUGCCUCUACCUCUUCCUGUUCUCGGGCCUGGAGUUCACGCUCAGCUUCCUGGUGCACCAGCGCUUCCGGUUCAGCAGGGUAGAGCAGGGGAAGAUGUUUUUCUUCAUCGGUCUCACCAUGGCCACCAUCCAGGGCGCCUACGCCCGGCGGAUCCGCCCUGGCAGGGAGAUCGCGGCUGUGAAGCGGGCCAUCCUGCUGCUCGUCCCUGCCUCGCUCCUCGUCGGCUGGGGACACACACUGCCCCUGCUGGGCCUGGGGCUGCUGCUCUACUCCUGGGCCGCAGCCGUCGUGGUCCCUUGCCUGUCCUCCGUGGUCGCCGGCUAUGGCUCGCCCCGGCAGAAGGGCACGGUCAUGGGCACGCUGCGGAGUCUGGGCGCCCUGGCCAGGGCCGUGGGCCCCGUGGUGGCCGCCUCAGCUUACUGGCUGGCCGGCGCCCACGUCUGCUACACCGUGUGUGCUGCGCUCUUCCUGCUCCCGUUCUCCGUCCUGCGGACCCUGAGCCCCCCGGCGCGGACACUCAAGGCCGAGUAGCUGGGCCGCCGCCUGCGGUGGUGUGAGGGCCGGGGGGGCUGCGCGAGAAGGGGGGGCCUGGGCCAGGACAACUCCCCCCUGACCGCCUGACCCCUCCAGCCCCCUCACCCCGCCUCCGGGGCCUGGGGCUUGCAGCUCCAGGGUGCGACACACUUCGGCAUGGACCUGCCCGUCGUACUCAGACUCUAAAACCUUCUAGACUUUCUGCCUUGUCUUCUGUUCUCAGUGACGCAGAGCCUCAGCCCGGGCUCAGAAUGACAAAAUAAAGCAGCUGCCACAUACCAAGUGCCUUCCUGCAGCGCCCAGCCGUCCCCCCCGCCCCCGGGACACCCCCAGGCCCCAGGGGCAGCAGCUGGCUUGACAGCUGCUCCAGCCGCACUGACCACAGGCUGCAGGCUCUGCCCGGUUCCCGUCUGCGCUGUGGUGGGGGGCCGCCUGACGCCGGCCCCUCGCCCAGGCCCUGCCCCAGCGCCGCCUUCUGGGGAAGAACAGGCAGGCACCGGGAGCACGGUGCUUCUCAGAGCGUGCCCCACGGUCCAAAGCCACAAACUCUGCUGGGUCAAGGGAUAAGUGCUCGCUUUGAAAUCUUUGUUUGGAACGUUAAACUUCUGAAGUCCUAUUUUAAAGGAACAAACAAAAGGAAGUAAGAUGCAAGAAUGCUUCCCAAGGUUAGACAAGGAAACUGCGUAAAGAGUUUUAUUUGUGAGUAAAACAUGUUACAAUGAAGAGAGGCCGUAGGACCUGUCCUCCCAAGCCUGUGUCUGUAUAUGCAACUAAACUUCAUGUUGAGAUACAAAGAGUUAAAAUAAACUACAAAAUGAAAUUAAA
This is a messenger RNA of Dama dama (fallow deer), 2516 nucleotides long. RefSeq names its product major facilitator superfamily domain containing 10 (gene SLC75A1). The record is from RefSeq and is a predicted model, not a curated record. The transcript has 13 exons. Gene Ontology annotation, biological process: transmembrane transport. Bases 318 to 1688 code for a protein of 456 amino acids. Lineage: Eukaryota; Metazoa; Chordata; Mammalia; Artiodactyla; Cervidae. Gene Ontology annotation, cellular component: brush border membrane. Gene Ontology annotation, molecular function: transmembrane transporter activity.